Trametes versicolor FP-101664 SS1 is the source of this 1413-nucleotide messenger RNA. Its product is annotated as UPF0187-domain-containing protein. The transcript has 11 exons. Gene Ontology annotation, molecular function: chloride channel activity. The record is from RefSeq and is a predicted model, not a curated record. NCBI's taxonomy places the organism in Eukaryota, Fungi, Basidiomycota, Agaricomycetes, Polyporales, Polyporaceae. Bases 1 to 1413 code for a protein of 470 amino acids.
AUGGCUACUGUCUCUGUUCUCAAGAGUUCGACCGUGACGGUCAAGAGCUCCAAGGGUACCAAAAUAAUCACGCGCCAGAAAUUGCGCAAGUACUCCUGGCUCCCUGACGUGCUCAGAGUCAAAGGAAGCAUUGUACCGCGUAUUAUUGGUCCCGUCUUGACCGUCACGAUCUUCGCGGCUGGCGCUGCCUAUGUCUGGUCCAAAGGAUACGAUGUCUCCCUUACAAACUCUGUCGUCCCGUUGUUAUCUGUCGUCAAACGGGUGAGAUCUACGCACCACCUCCUGAGCGUCACCUUUUCUGAAACUCGGGUUAGCACCUCUUACGAUCGAUACUAUGAGGGCCGCAAAGACUUUGGCACCAUGGUCUCGCAUAUCCGCAACCUCACGCGCCUCAUCUGGAUCAACGUCUCCAACCCGCCCCCCGACGACGCCGCCAAAGCCAAGACGCCCUCCGCGAACCUAACGCCCACCCAGCUCCGCCGGCGCAAAGUCGAGACCAUCAAGCUCUGCAUCGCAUUCGCCUACGCGACCAAGCACUACCUCCGCGGUGAGGAUGGCCUCGACUGGGAGGACUACGCCGGCAUCCUCCCCGCGUCCGCCGCCCGCCUCGCGCGUGGGGCGUACGCCCCUGCGAACAAGGACUACCGCUACCGCGACGGCGGCGCCCCGACGAAGUCGCCCUCCGCGUACACCUCGUAUGCCGCGACGGACUUCACGAGCCGGCGCGAGAGCGGGGAAAACACGGGCGCAAGCACGCCUGGGCUCGAGGUGGACGUCGAGCGCGGACGGGUGCGCGACACCUCGGCGGACGCGACGAAGCGCAUUCGCGUGAAGCGCAGCAAGGACCGCCUGAAAGCAGCAGGAAAGACCGCGGCGACGCCGCUGAUGAGCUCGCUGCAGCACACGAUUGACUUCAGCACGGACCCGGACGCGCUAUCGACGCCGUUGCCCAUGGUACUUGCACACGAGCUCUCUCGCGCGCUGUUCAAGUUCAGACGGGACGGCUACCUGGAGACCGUCGGGCCCGCCGGUGUGAACGCAAUGAACACCCUGAUCCAAGGCAUGCUCGACAUGAUGACAUGCAUGGAGCGCGUCGCGAACACGCCGAUUCCGCGCUCAUACAGUAUCCACCUCAAGCAGUGCGUCUCGCUGUACCUCUUCGUGCUGCCCUUCGUGCUCGUCAAGGAGCUCGGGUGGGGCAUGGUCCCUGUCGUGACCGUUGUCGCCUUCACGCUCAUGGGCAUCGAGGGCAUCGCGGACGAGAUCGAGAUGCCGUUCGGGCUGGACAAGUCGGACCUUCCGUUAGAACGCUACUGCGAAGACCUCAAGGAAGAAAUCGAGUUCAUGGUCGAGAAGCUGCCCGAAGGCGGGGAAGGCAUGUACGGAUACGACGACGGCGAAGGGGAUGACUAG